Chrysochloris asiatica (Cape golden mole) is the source of this 5214-nucleotide messenger RNA. RefSeq names its product myosin X (gene MYO10). The transcript has 32 exons. NCBI's taxonomy places the organism in Eukaryota, Metazoa, Chordata, Mammalia, Afrosoricida, Chrysochloridae. The coding region runs from base 1 to 5214 and encodes 1737 amino acids. Gene Ontology annotation, molecular function: ATP binding; protein binding; cytoskeletal motor activity. The record is from RefSeq and is a predicted model, not a curated record. Gene Ontology annotation, cellular component: myosin complex; cytoskeleton.
AUGGAAGUAAUGCAGUUCAGCAAGGAGGAAGUUCGGGAAAUUUUGAGGUUGCUUGCUGGUAUAUUGCAUCUUGGGAACAUAGAAUUUAUCACUGCUGGUGGGGCGCAGGUUUCUUUCAAAACAGCUCUGGGCAGGUCUGCAGAGUUACUUGGGCUGGACUCGACGCAGCUCACGGACACGCUGACCCAGAGAUCGAUGGUCCUCAGGGGGGAAGUGAUCCUCACACCUCUCAGCAUCCAGCAGGCGGUGGACAGCAGGGACUCCUUGGCCAUGGCACUUUAUGCACGCUGCUUCGAGUGGGUGAUUAAGAAGAUCAACAGCAGGAUCAAAGGCACAGAUGACUUUAAAUCCAUUGGUAUUCUGGACAUCUUUGGAUUCGAAAACUUCGAGGUUAAUCACUUUGAGCAGUUUAAUAUAAACUAUGCAAACGAGAAACUUCAGGAAUAUUUCAACAAGCAUAUUUUUUCUUUAGAGCAACUAGAAUAUAGCAGAGAAGGGCUAGUGUGGGAAGAAAUGGACUGGUUAGACAAUGGAGAAUGCCUGGACUUGAUUGAGAAGAAACUUGGUCUCCUGGCUCUCAUCAAUGAAGAAAGCCAUUUUCCUCAAGCCACAGACAGCACCCUACUCGGGAAGUUACACAGUCAGCAUGCUAACAACCACUUUUACGUGAAGCCCAGAGUUGCAGUCAACAAUUUUGGAGUGAAACACUAUGCUGGAGAGGUGCACUACGAUGUCCGGGGAUUCUUGGAGAAGAACAGAGAUACCUUUAGAGAUGACCUUCUCAACCUGCUGAGGGAGAGCCGAUUCGACUUUGUCUAUGACCUAUUUGAGCACGUUUCAAGCCGCAAUAACCAGGACACCCUGAAAUACGGAAGCAAACACCGGCGGCCCACCGUCAGUUCACAAUUCAAGGACUCGCUGCAUUCCUUAAUGGGCACGCUAAGCUCCUCAAAUCCUUUCUUUGUUCGCUGUAUCAAGCCAAACAUGCAGAAGAUGCCAGACCAGUUUGACCAGGUGGUUGUACUCAACCAGCUGCGAUACUCCGGGGUGCUGGAGACAGUGAAGAUCCGGAAAGCUGGGUACGCUGUCCGAAGACCCUUUCAGGAUUUCUACAAAAGGUAUAAAAUGCUGAUGCGGAACCUGAGUCCACCUGAGGACGUGAGAGGGAAAUGUAGUGUUCUCCUGCAGUUCUACGACACUUCCAACAGCGAAUGGCAGCUGGGAAAGACCAAGGUCUUCCUUCGCGAGUCCUUGGAGCAGAAGUUGGAGAAGCAGCGGGAGGAGGAGGUGACCAGGGCGGCUAUGGUGAUCCGAGCGCACUUCUUGGGCUACCUAGCGCGAAAGCAGUACAGGAAGAUCCUUUGCUGCACUGUGAUCAUCCAGAAGAAUUUCAGAGCCUUCCUUCAGAGGAGGAGAUUUUUGCUCCUGAAAAAAGCCACCAUCAGUUUCCAGAAGCAGCUGAGAGGUCAGCUUGCCCGGAAAGCAUACAAGCAGCUGCUUGCUGAGAAACGGAACCGGGAAGCACAACAGAUGCUAGCGGAAGAACAGAGGAAACGGGAGGAGGAAGAAAGAGAAAAGAAGAGCAUGCACCAAGAAGUGGAGAUCUGCACCCAGCAGGAGGAGGCGACCCAGAAGCAGCAGGAGCUAGGAGCCUUGCAGCCGUGCAGGGCUCUGGAGAAGGAGACGGAGAACAAACAGGUAGAAGACAUCCUGCGGCUGGAGAAGGAGAUUGAGGACCUGCAGCGCAUGAAGGAGCAGCAGGAGCUGUCGCUGACAGAGGCCUCACUGCAGAAACUGCAGCAGCUGCGCGACGAGGAGCUCAAGCGGCUGGAAGACGAGGCCUGCCGCGCUGCCCAUGAGUUCCUAGAGUCUCUCAACUUCGAUGAGAUCGAUGAGUGUGUGCGCAACAUCGAGCGCUCCCUGUCAGUGGGCAGCGGCUUCAGCGAGCUGGCGGAGAGCGCAGGUGAGGAGAAGCCCAACUUCAACUUCAGCCAGCCCUACCCGGAGGAGGAAGUGGAUGAGGGCUUCGAGGCAGACGACGAUGCCUUCAAGGACUCCCCCAACCCCAGUGAGCAUGGCCACUCGGACCAGAGGACCAGUGGCAUCCGAACCAGCGACGACUCUUCCGAGGAAGACCCCUACAUGAACGAAACCGUGGUGCCCACCAGCCCCAGCGCAGACAGCACUGUGCAACUCACCCCAGCCAGCCCAGACUCCAUCAGCCUGCAAAACUCAUCCAGCGGGGAGUCCACCUACUGCAUGCCCCAGAGUCCUGGGGACCUGCCCUCCCUGGACGGGGACUAUGACUGUGACCAGGACGAUUACGAAGAUGGCGCCAUGACCUCCGGCAGCAGCGUGACCUUCUCCAAUUCCUGCAGCAGCCAGUGGUCCCCAGACUACCGCUGCUCCGUGGGAACUUACAACAGCUCCAGCGCAUACCGGUUCAGCUCUGAAGGAGCCCAGUCCUCGUUAGAAGACAGUGAAGAAGACUUCGACUCUCGGUUUGAUACGGAUGAUGAGCUGUCUUACCGGCGGGAUUCCGUAUACAGUUGUGUCACGCUACCCUAUUUCCACAGCUUCCUGUGCAUGAAAGGUGGCUUGAUGAACUCCUGGAAACGCCGCUGGUGCGUCCUCAAAGAUGAGACCUUCCUGUGGUUCCGCUCCAAGCAGGAGGCCCUAAAGCAAGGAUGGCUCCACAAAAAAGGUGGGGGCUCCUCCACACUGUCCCGGAGGAACUGGAAGAAGCGCUGGUUUGUCCUCCGGCAGUCCAAGCUGAUGUACUUUGAAAACGACAGCGAGGAGAAGCUAAAGGGCACCGUGGAAGUGCGGACGGCCAAGGAGAUCAUCGAUAACACCAACAAAGAGAAUGGGAUCGACAUCAUCAUGGCUGACCGCACCUUCCACCUGAUCGCCGAGUCCCCCGAAGAUGCCAGCCAGUGGUUCAGUGUGCUGAGCCAGGUGCACGCAUCUACAGACCAGGAGAUCCGGGAGAUGCACGACGAACAGGCGAACCCCCAGAAUGCCGUGGGCACUUUGGAUGUGGGACUCAUUGAUUCUGUGUGUGCAUCUGACAGUCCAGAUAGACCCAACUCGUUCGUGAUCAUCACAGCCAACCGCGUCCUUCAUUGCAACGCGGACACGCCGGAGGAGAUGCACCACUGGAUUGCACUGCUGCAACGGUCCAAGGGAGACACCAGGGUCGAGGGCCAGGAGUUCAUCGUCCGAGGCUGGCUGCACAAAGAAGUCAAGAACAACCCGAAGAUGUCUUCGCUGAAGUUGAAGAAGCGCUGGUUUGUGCUAACCCACAAUUCCUUGGAUUACUACAAGAGCUCAGAGAAGAACGCAGUGAAAUUGGGCACCUUGGUCCUCAACAGCCUCUGCUCGGUUGUCCCCCCAGACGAGAAGAUAUUCAAGGAGACAGGCUACUGGAACGUCACAGUGUAUGGCCGCAAGCACUGUUACCGCCUCUACACCAAGCUGCUGAACGAAGCUACCAGGUGGUCAAGUGCCAUUCAAAAUGUGACCGACACCAAGGCCCCGAUCGACACCCCCACCCAACAGCUGAUCCAAGACAUCAAGGAGAACUGUCUAAAUGUAGAUGUGGUGGAGCAAAUUUACAAGCGGAACCCCAUCCUGCGUUACACCCACCACCCCCUGCAUUCUCCACUCCUGCCCCUGCCCUACGGAGACAUAAAUCUAAACCUACUCAAAGACAAAGGCUAUACAACCCUUCAGGAUGAAGCCAUCAAGAUCUUCAAUUCCCUUCAGCAGCUGGAAUCCACAUCUGACCCCAUUCCCAUCAUCCAGGGCGUCCUGCAGACAGGCCACGACCUCCGCCCGCUGCGAGAUGAACUCUACUGCCAGCUCGUCAAACAGACCAACAAAGUGCCCCAUCCGGGCAGCGUGGGCAACCUGUACAGCUGGCAGAUCCUGACGUGCCUGAGCUGUAGCUAUCUCCCCAGCCGACACAUCCUCAAAUACCUCAAGUUCCACCUGAAGAGGAUACGGGAACAGUUUCCAGGAACGGAGAUGGAAAAAUAUGCCCUCUUCAUCUACGAAUCUCUUAAGAAAACCAAAUGCAGAGAGUUUGUGCCUUCCAGAGAUGAAAUCGAAGCACUGAUCCAUAGGCAGGAAAUGACAUCCACGGUGUAUUGCUAUGGUGGGGGCUCCUGCAAGAUCACCAUCAACUCGCACACCACGGCCGGCGAGGUAGUGGAGAAGCUGAUCCGAGGUCUGGCCAUGGAGGAUAGCAGGAACAUGUUCGCCUUGUUCGAACACAACGGACAUCUAGACAAAGCCAUCGAAAGCCGAACCAUCGUGGCUGACGUGCUAGCCAAGUUUGAAAAGCUGGCGGCCACCUCAGAAGCGGGAGACAUGCCGUGGAAAUUCUACUUCAAACUUUACUGCUUCCUGGACACAGAUAACGUGCCCAAAGACAGCGUGGAGUUUGCGUUUAUGUUUGAACAGGCCCACGAGGCGGUCAUCCACGGCCACUACCCGGCCCCGGAGGAGAACCUGCAGGUGUUGGCUGCCUUGCGUCUCCAGUACCUGCAGGGAGAUUACAGCCUGCACACCACGGUCCCGGCUCUGGAAGAGGUGUACUCCCUGCACAGGCUCAAGGCCCGAAUCAGCCAGGCCACCAAGAGCUUCACUCCCGGCGAGCGGCUGGAGAAGAGGCGGACCAGCUUCCUGGAGGGGACACUGAGGCGGAGCUUCCGCACUGGCUCUGUCCACAGGCAGAAGCUGGAGGAGGAGCAGAUGCUGGACAUGUGGGUGAAGGAGGAGGUGUCGUCUGCACGAGCCAGCAUCAUUGACAAGUGGAAAAAGUUCCAGGGCAUGAAACAGGAGCAGGCCAUGGCCAAGUACAUGGCUGUCAUCAAGGAGUGGCCCGGGUACGGGUCCACGCUCUUCGAUGUGGAGUGCAAGGAAGGCGGCUUCCCCCAGGAGCUCUGGCUGGGCGUCAGCGCGGAUGCUGUUUCCGUCUACAAGCGAGGGGAGGGGAAGCCGUUGGAAGUCUUUCAGUACGAGCACAUCCUCUCGUUCGGGGCCCCGCUGGCCAACACGUAUAAGAUCGUGGUGGACGAACGGGAGCUACUGUUUGAAACCAGUGAGGUGGUGGAUGUGGCCAAGCUCAUGAAAGCCUACAUCAGCAUGAUCGUGAAGAAGCGCUAUAGCACAACACGCUCCGUGAGCAGCCAGGGAAGCUCCAGGUGA